AUGCACGCAUGUGUCCUUUCAGAGGGUGACCAUGACUGUCAGUCAGGGGUGAGGGAAAGCUGCCAGAGAUAUGAGGAUAUGUAUCAGCGUGUAUCAAACUUCAUCGUUUCCGAGGAGUGGUGGAAUCUGAAUUCCACCCGAAAGAGGCCGGCCAAAGUGGGCGCUUUCUACUUGGCAGCCUGGCUUGCUCAGCUCGAAGUGGAGGGCAACACGAUCUUUGUGGUCCUGGGCCGCCUGCCCCCCUUGAGCGCACCGGCGGGAAGCGACAAACAUCUCUUGGAGAACUUCCACGAACUCGCAGACCUCCGGCGUCGCGCCGAGACAUCGGGAGGCAACCCCGUGGCGCACGAGCCGGACUCGGAGGAUGAAGGUGCGCAGUGGGCGCAAGCCAUGGCGGCCGCUGAGACGGAGAUUGGUGGCCGCAUUGAGAGCAAGCCGAGGAUUUCCGUGGAGCAAGCCUGUGCUGGGAUGAGGGAGAUGGGUUUCAAGACCAACCAGAUUGAAAUCGCUCUCCGCCUCGCAAGUGGGGAUGGAGAGGUGGCGUCGCAUUUUCUGGUCAUCAUGGAGCCUCUAGAGGACCGAAAGGUCCUGGAGGAUCCGACGAGCUGGGCCAAGCUGAUCCAGGCUUCAGUGCUGGGCUUAGAUUUGGACCAUGCCUCGAUGGAAGUGCUCGUGCAGGGUAUGCUGCGGAUCGCCACUUUGUUGGACUCUCCACAGGACCUGCCUGUUGGACUCUCACCAUGUUUUGAUAGGAAUGACUUUUCCCAGAGAGAAACAACCAGCUGCUGGUGGAGCCAACCAGCUCCCUACUUCAGUAGCUUGUCGAAGAUCUCCAAUCCCAGCCAUGGCACCAUCCCGAGCAAAGAACAUGGUCGCAGCCUGAGAAAUUGCCCGGAGGUCAUUGGAGGUGCUGAUAAGGGCGGCAUUUUGGUGCGAGAAGGUCAAGCGCUGUCGUCCAAGGCUUGCGAGGAGCGCCUCUCCAUGGGCGCUCGGGUGAAGGAGCUGCAACUGCUGGGCGAGCGGCUGCGCCACGAGUUGGUCGAUGGCCUCGGACCACAGAGUGGCUGGGUGAGCGUCAAGAUCAGCGGCAAGGAACUGCUGAAACCUGCCCAAGCACCAGUGGAGGAGGUCGUGCUGCCUGACUUUGAGCAAUUGGAAGAUGGCUAUCCUUCCAUGAAGAAGGGCACUGCGGCCACUGGCACUACACCUUGGUUGACGCGCUUGGGCAAGGCGAAUCCGGAGGCCACAGGGCGUCUGGUGAUUUUUUCCUGGACCGGCAAUCGCGGGGGACAAGGCUCAGCGCACAACUUCCAGAGAGCACCCGGCAGGUGGUCAGAGUUGUUGAAAGAUUGGGAGCAAUUUGAGGUGAGCUAUCCAGGCCGCGGCAGGCGGAUGAAAGAUCCCUUGAACUCCGAUUGCGACGCAUACGUCAAGGACAUUGCCACGGCCCUUGAGGAAGCUCUGAAAGGAGGGCUGCCAGUGAUGUUUCUAGGCUUUUCGUUUGGUUCCAUUUUGGCGAUGGAGGUAGCAAGGCGGCUCCAGCAGUUGGAGCUGGGCCCCCUGGGCGUCGUGGCGGUGUCGGCCGAGGGUCCCACCUGGCCGCGGAACCAGGGGCUGGGAAGGCUCAACGAGGCGCAGUUUGAAAAGAUGCUGAAAGACAAGGGGGGAACUGAGUUCAUUUUGCAGGAUCCUGGCAUGAAGAAAAUGUUCGUGCCAGUGAUCACCGCAGACUGCAAGCUGGAGGAGAACUAUAAAUUCGACCCCUCCUUGGGUCCACUGAAAUGCCCUGUGCUGGUCUUCUACGGCACCAAGGAGGGACACGACAAGAUGAAGACCAAGAUUAGCGCCGAGUCGUUGGACUCAUGGCUUCAAAUCUCAGCGUGUAGGAGUCGCUCCAAGGUCCAGGCGUUGGAUUGUGACUGGUACAUCUUCCAAGAGGCCAAGGCCGUGGAAGACGUGGCCCAAGGUCUUUUGGACUUUACCAAGUAA
Molecule: messenger RNA, 1989 nt
Organism: Cladocopium goreaui
Lineage: Eukaryota; Dinophyceae; Suessiales; Symbiodiniaceae
Source: the annotation of a GenBank genome assembly